AGUUGGACACAUACAAGCUUGUCCAUUUCUUUCUUCUUCCCUAAUACCCACCUUUAGCACUUCUUAAUUUUCUUGAUUUGAAUCGAAAAAUAUCAGAAAAUUAAGAAGUGACUAUGGAGGGAGAUUUCUUGCCAUUCUUGUUGAUGGUGACGGUUCAAUUGGGCUACGCCGGUAUGAACAUUAUAUCGAAACUUGCUAUGGAUUCCGGGAUGAGCGCUUAUGUCCACGUCGCUUAUCGCCAAAUAUUUGCUACUGUCGCACUCGCUCCCGUUGCUUAUUUCCUAGAAAGGAAAACAAGACCUAAAAUGACACUACCUGUUUUCAUCCAGAUUUUCUUGUGCUCAUUCUUUGGAGUUACAGUGAAUCAGAUCACAUACUUCAUAGGAUUGAAGAACUCAACUCCAACCAUAGCCUGUGCACUUUCCAACAUCAUCCCUGCAGUCACCUUCAUCAUAGCUGUUCCUCUCGGGCAGGAGAAAAUAGUGUUGAAGAGCAAAGGAGGGCAGGCAAAAGUGUGGGGAACAAUGAGCUGCGUCAGUGGAGCUCUCCUCGUCUCAUUCUACCAUGGAUCUGUCCUCAACAUUGGCCAAUCUGCAAUUCACUGGAAAUACGUCGAUUCGACGCCCACUGCAGCUCCGGCAGCCGCCACCGCCGUCGCCGUCGCCCACCACGGUUACAGUCUGGUUCUGGGGCCUCUCCUCCUCAUUGCCAGUGCUGUUUCUUGGGCCAUUUGGCUAAUCAUCCAAACAAAAAUAAGUAGCAAGUAUGACGCGCCGUACUCGAGCUCGGCCCUCAUGUGCGUUUUGGGGAGCAUCCAAUGCACGAUCGUUGCCAUCUCCCUCGACCACGACUUGUCUGCUUGGUCGCUCGCUCCUACCAUUCGGAUUGUUUCGAGUGUCUACGCGGGGCUAGUCGGCACGGCGGUAGCAUUUUGUUUCAUGUCGUGGUGCGUGGCAAGGAAAGGCCCUCUUUAUGUAUCGGUGUUUAGUCCAUUGUUGCUCGUCAUCGUCGCGAUCCUCAGUUGGGUUCUUCUCCGAGAAAAGCUUUACAUUGGAACAGUUGGGGGAUCGGCGCUGAUAGUGUCGGGGCUUUACGCAGUGUUAUGGGGGAAGAAGAAGGAAAUGGUGAGGAUGGCGGCCAUUGAUGACGGAGAAAAGGUUUCUCAGACAACUGCAGCUGGUGCUGAUUCGCCGCAUAAUUACAUCGGAAAAUCGUCGAAAUCAUCGUGUGUCGGAACAACUGCAGCUUUGCAUGUCGAUGUCUGAUUCUGAGUAGUGUGAAGGAAUUGCAAAAAUUAGGGUUUACAGAUGAUGAAUGAGAAUGAGGAUCAUGUUGAAGAUCACAUGAACUCUCUCUCACUGCCUACCUUAAUUUGUCGUCUUUAUUGCGAAUUCUCCAUGCAUUUUGCAGCUUGACAGCUAGCUUCUGUUACUUUACAAAAAAAUUCACAUGGAAAAUGUUGUAUACUUGUUUCUCUUUUGAUGUUGAGUUAUUUUUAAAAUAAUAAAAAAAAUUGAAAAAAUUAUUGCUCCA
This is a messenger RNA of Andrographis paniculata, 1533 nucleotides long. RefSeq names its product WAT1-related protein At1g09380. Gene Ontology annotation, molecular function: transmembrane transporter activity. The coding region runs from base 114 to 1265 and encodes 383 amino acids. Lineage: Eukaryota; Viridiplantae; Streptophyta; Magnoliopsida; Lamiales; Acanthaceae. The transcript is spliced from 7 exons. The record is from RefSeq and is a predicted model, not a curated record. Gene Ontology annotation, cellular component: plasma membrane.